Neltuma alba is the source of this 1003-nucleotide messenger RNA. RefSeq lists its product as uncharacterized. Bases 9 to 779 code for a protein of 256 amino acids. Lineage: Eukaryota; Viridiplantae; Streptophyta; Magnoliopsida; Fabales; Fabaceae. The transcript has 2 exons. The record is from RefSeq and is a predicted model, not a curated record.
UGUGAAAGAUGGCGUCGUCGAAAGUGAGCUUAAAGUUGUUGAUUGACACAAAGGAAGAAAGAGUUCUCUUUGCCGAAGCUUCAAAAGAGUUCAUUGACUUUCUAUUCAACUUGCUUCGCUUACCCCUUGGCACAGUGACCAGGCUCCUAACCAAAAACGCCAUGGUUGGCUGCUUAGGCAAACUCUACGAAAGCGCAGAGAAUCUGGACGACGUUUAUCUCAACAAUCCUGAACAAGACAGGAACGCUUUGCUGAAGCCAAGUGCUCCAUUAGUUUCUGGCUACCUUCUUCCUGCCGCAAAUGAUGAUGAUCAUCAUGAUACCAAUUCCUCAGGAGCUGCUCCAAAUCUCUACACGUGUGGGGGCGGUUUUGGGAGCCAUUGCAAUUAUGCUGUGACAUAUGUUAUGGACAUGGCGUGUCCAAGUUGUGGACGCCGCAUGAACUGUGCCGUACAAUUAGUAGGUAAUGAUAUAAAGGUGGCAGAAGAUUCAAGUGCGAAAGGCUUUGUGAAAGGAGGGUUCACUUACACUGUGAUGGAUGAUCUUGAAGUUCGUCCCAUGUCUACCAUUUCAACCAUCACUUUGAUCUCCAAGUUCAAAGUCAAAGACAUUUCUUCCAUACAAGAAAGGGUUGUUGAGUUGGGAAUGGAAGAGGGUACUAAAUUGCUAAAGGCUUCCUUGCAGUGCAAGAAUGUUUUGACGAGUGUUUUUCUCAAAAAAGACAACAUAAAGAAGCAAGGAAUUUCUCAAGACAUUGUAAUGGAAGCUGAGACUUGCUAGCUUCCUUUUGCUUCUGUGUUUCAUCUGUCUUCGUUUCUUUUUCUCCUUUUGGCAGGUGACGUCUGUUUUAGUCUACUUUUGUACUGUUAUGAACUUAUGGGAUGUGUUAUUUUUAUGCUUAAUCAGGCUGGUGAAAUUAGUUACUGUUGCCAAACCCAAUUAUAUGUAUGAAGCUAGUUAUAUAAUUUCAUGCUUCCUCAACAAUUAAAAGUAGUUCUAAAUCA